Messenger RNA from Chlorocebus sabaeus (green monkey), 4208 nucleotides. NCBI's taxonomy places the organism in Eukaryota, Metazoa, Chordata, Mammalia, Primates, Cercopithecidae. The record is from RefSeq and is a predicted model, not a curated record.
AGGCUGCGCGCCCUCCGCGCUGUCGGCUGCGGGUGCGAGUCCCAGCCGUGCUCCGCACCUAGUCUCCGGCGCCACCACACGCCCUUGGCCUUCGCCCUGGCCUGCCGCCCUCCCCGGGGCCGGGCGCCCCUCUCGAGGAGAGAAUCGCCGGCAGCUGGGAAGGGGCCCCCACAAACUUGAUCGUCAGCUUAGCGUCGACCUCCGGCAGGGCGCGCGGGGCAGGCGGAGGAGAGGUCGCUGCCCGCACUUCCUGCCACCGCCGCGCCAACUGAGUCGGCAGGAAAAGUUUUCUCGACGAGGGCAGGCGUGUCCUCCUCACCCAGGGGAGGCGCGGGUUCGGCAGUUCCCGGGCCGGGGCCGCGCAGCUAGGUCACAGAAGCGGAGGAGAAAGGAACAGGGUCGUGAAGAGCCUAGCCCUACAACUUCUAGCCGGGACGGUCGGGCCCGCCCCCGCGGCACCGCCCCCGCCUCCCCCAACUGAGCCCCUUCCUGACGCCGCCGCCGCCGCCGCCGCUGCCGCCGCUGGGCCGGUGUGCACCCUGGACUUCGGGGCGCACGGAUUGAUGAGUUUCCUCAGGGCUAGCGUCCGCUUGCCGGCCUCUCCCGCCCCCAGCCGUCUCUACCUUCCCCCUCCCGAACCCAGGCUGCGCAGGGAGGUGCAGGGGGCGGGCGGUGGCAACGCGGGGAGAAGGAAAAGGAGAGCAGGGAGAAAAGGACCGUCCCCAGAGAGAAGCCCGCUCCAGCUGCAGCCGCGAGCCCCCUCCCUCUUUCCCGCCCCACAAACGCGGAGAUGGCGGCGGCAGCGGCGAAAGGAAGCGCCGGUUCUCCAGCGCCACUUGGCGCUCCAGCACCGCCUGCUACGAGCAGGAGGAGACAGCGGCGGCGCGGCGGCCGCUGGGUCAAUAAGCGCCGACAGCCCCUGAGCCGAGCGGGCGGCUGGCCCCGCCCCCUCCCGACGCUCCGAGUUGAGGGGGCGGGCCCCCCGGCGCCCAAUCGCAGCGCGUCACCGGCCGGACCCGCCCCGCGCCUGCCUCCCAGUGUCCCGGCGGUAGGAAGACCUUACAAAGCUCUUGUGACCUGGCAGGCAGCUUUCUGGGAGUUGAGGCCUUUGGAGGCAUUCAGGCGCCAGCACCCCACGUCCAACAGGGGUUGAACUUACACUCCACUUCCCUUUGUUGCCCAGGUUUCCUAUCCUAGGACACUCGGGCCUGGCGUGCCUGGAAGAGUACUUAGUGAAGGGUUGGAGGAAAUGCAAGAGAAGAGGGCUUGCACAUUCUCUUCGGGCUAUUUCCUCCUUUGGUCACAGCCCGUUGAAACCUGGGGGAAAGGAGACUGACAAAGGGCCGUCCAGGCACAUGUAGAAACAUCUGACUGCCAAAUCCAUGAGUGUAAUCUGAGAAGUGAUGCUUGUGCCAGUUAUUGAUUGCCUCUCAGCUCCAAAUUCACCCUUUUUGACUGCACUGUAAAAAUGGAUCUGAGCCUUUUAAACAGUUUUUCGUUUGCCUUCUGGGACUGAAGCUUUGUCAGUAGAGGGCGCUGAAGAGACAUUACAGAAAAAAAGGAUUUUGCUUCCUGGUUUCUGUGUAUUGAUAGGCUUUUGCAGCAUAUCUGGCUUUCUCCAGUGCCAAGAUGCUAUAGUGCUCAGUAACUAGCAAUUUCCUCUCCCAUGCCCAACUCCAGGAGCUUUGUAGAGGAGGUGAGACACUACCCCAUGAAUAACUUCCCUGGUACCCUAGAGGCAUUUGCAGCAAGUUACAGAGGGCACAUCUUCCACAAGCUUUGCAGGCGUAGCCCAUUGGUGACUUCUCUGCCAUUCAGUGAGCCACGUCAUGCCCUCUCCAAAAAGGUCUAGAUCUUAGCCCUGGGAGGAAUUGGGGAGAUUCUUCAUUGGGCACUCUGUCUCUCAGUUCAAGAGUUAGUUAUAAGGUUAGCUCCUUAUAGCUGCUGUUGCUAUAUUCUUUAAAGUUCUCUUUUCACUAGUGAAUCCUUCAUUACUCUUAAUUCUCUAUUAUAGUUAAUAAUUCUUUUUAUUAAGCCUUCCCUGUCCCGGGAGUAGUCCCAAGAAAUAGACCUGCAAAGAUGGGAUUAAAGGUCAGUUUGAUUGAGGUUUUGAGCUUGAGCUCCUUGCCAAAGGGAAAUGUAAUUCAUGACAUGCUGGGCAUCUCAAUUAAGCAAUUACCUGUGGUUGAUCCUGAUGAAGUGCCAACUGAAGCCUGUGCCUUGGGGGCCCAAGUGGCUGCUACACUUGACUGCUAUGGUUAUAAAGGUGACUAGAAAGACUGGUGUGGGAUGGAUUCUUUUGAGUGGUUAGUUAUAAAGAGAAAUGAAAGCACAGGUUUUUUAACUCUCAGAGUUAUGGUAUGAGAACCAGAGAUAUUCUGUAGAAUUCUAAAAGCUCUGGUUUAUUGUAGCAACAAGAAUGAUGCUGAGAAACAAAAUUUUAAUUUUCAUGUUACUAAAUUGUAACUGCUAUUAAAUUCAUACACAUUCUGAGUUUUUCGUGUAAAAGGGUGUUAUUUUUUAAUAAUAGAAUCUCAAUACUUGAAAUGGGUUGGACCCAGAUGAAACCGACAAUCUUAAACACUCCAACUCUUUCUCUUAUCAGUGGAAGUAGGUUGCCCUCCAGUGUCUAAAGAGACUAGACUUGCUUGAAAACGUUGACUAUAGAGGAUGCCACUAUCUAGAUGGGCUCCCUGGUUUCAAUGGGGAUGACACAAUCUCGGAAUAGCAGAGGCCAGGCAGCACAUAACCAACAAAGACAAGGUGGGCACAUCUACCUUAAAGGGCAGCAGGAAAUCAGACUGCCUUGGCUUACAAAGCUGCUCUGGGAACAAAAUAGGUAGGCAGUUGAAAUAGAUUAUUGCUUGAUAUUUAUAACAGUUGUAAAGAUCUAGGUCAGGUAGCCAAAACCUGACUUGAGUCACCACAGUGGGUAGUCACAAUCUCCCAGUUCUCAGACCUAAGUCAAUUCACAGACCCUUAGUCCCUUGGUUGAAAGAGAAUCUGUGUUCCCUUUAAGAAGGAUCUUGCACCUUGGCCACAGUACACAUGGAAAAUUCUUUCAAGCUUUCCCCAAAAUGACAUGUGGCCAUUUACUAGUGACUCUGCAUUGGCGAAAAGGAAAUACACAGAUCAUUUUAGGUUUACUAAACACUGGCUCUGAGUUGAUGCUAAUUCCUGGGGACAGAAAUCACCACUGUUAGUCCACAUACCAACUAUGUGUCUACUUUCCCAGUGUAAUUGGAAUAUGUAUUAAUGACAUAAUUUUAAUGCAAAAACAGCAAUUAUUUUGGCACCAACCUAAUAAUUGUAAUAGACAUACUUAGCAACUGACAGGAAGCCCACAUUGGGAUUUAGCCAUAGAAAGAGAACCAUUAUUAGGGAGAGCUAAAUGGAAGCUCCAGGAGCUCUUGGAGCUUCCAUUUAGUUCACCAGAUGCAACACUGCAUGGCUGGGAGGAAUUGCAGGAAUCAGUGCUACCAUAAAAGUCUUAAAAGGAGUAGGGGUGGUGAUACUUAUUCUCAUUUAAUUCACCAGUGCAGAAUAAAUCUAGUAGAAUAACUGUGGACUCAUAAACCUAAUCAAGAAGUGAUUCCAAUUGCUGCUGCUGUCUCAAAUGUAUUAUUUUUACUGGAACAAAUCAACAUAAGACUUGGCACUUGGUAUAUAGCUACUGAUGUGGCUAAUGCUGUUUUCUCUAUACCUAUUUGUAAAAUCACCAGAAGUAGUUGGCUUUCUCCUGUCAGGGCCAACAGGAUACCUUCACAGUAUUGUCUUGGGGGUGUAUCAAUUCACUUUAAUAUAGUCCACAGAGAUGUUGAUUGUCUUGACAUGCUAUAAAAUAUCACACUAGUCCACUGCAUUGACAACAUUAUGCUGAUUGGACCUGAUAAGCAGGAAUUAGCAAGUAUUUUAGGUGCCUUAAUAAUAUAUAUUUAAACUAGAGAGAAGGAGAUAAUGAUCUUGAGUAUGAUAUGACAACUCUAAAGUGGUCACUUCAGAUGUGGGAUAUGUUCAAGGAUGGUACAAGCUAUAUGAGUACAAAACCACGGAGUCACUGAGAGAUGAAUCCAAACAGAUGGUGUUGGUUAGCAAUGGUUAGGAUUUGGGGAAAAGGGGCAAAGUAAUUGUUGCAGGGACUGGUCAUACCAAUCAUGUGGCCAUGGAAGGAAAGUGGUAUAGGCUGAAUGUUUCUCUUUAAAAUACAC